CAGGUGGAGGAUCGGCGGCGCUACACCUUGAAGAUCGUGGAGGAGGAGGCCAAGAAGGAGUUUGAGGAGAACCGCCGCACUCUGGCUGCUCUCGACUCCCUGGACACGGACGGGGAGAAUGAGGAGGAGGAGUACGAGGCGUGGAAGGUCCGGGAGCUCAAGCGCAUCAAGAGGGACCGGGAGGCCCGUGAAGCAAUGGAGAAAGAGAAGUCUGAGAUUGAGAGGUUCCACAGCCUCACCGAGGAGGAGCGCAGGGCCGAGCUGCGGAAUAAUGGCAAACAGAUCACAAACAAGGCCUCAAAGGGCAAAUACAAGUUCCUCCAGAAGUACUACCACAGAGGAGCCUUCUUCAUGGACGAAGAGGAGAAUGUGUUCAAGAGAGACUUCAGUGCCCCCAACCACUUCAACAAAACCAUCCUCCCCAAAGUCAUGCAGGUCAAGAACUUUGGUCGCUCCGGACGCACUAAGUACACCCACCUAGUGGAUCAGGACACCACAUCGUUUGACUCAGCCUGGGCUCAGGAGAGCGCUCAAAACAGCAAGUUCUUUAAGCAGAAGGCUGCAGGAGUGAGAGAUGUGUUUGACCGGCCAACAGUGCAAAAGAGGAAGACCUGAAUCUAAGUUUGGAGGGGGAAGAGAGACUUCAGUAUAUUCAGACUGUUUAACAAGCUUGGGGUGUGUUCAGUGGGAUGAAACGUUUCAGAAUGUUGCAGAUGGAAAUGAACUACACUUCACUGAAGUAUGUUCUAUGGCCAUACAUUUACCUGCAAUAUCCUGAAUGCACCAACCCUUUGAGCAAGGCCCUGGGUUUAGGGCUAUGCCCUGAUAAUGUGUGGAUGCUUCAUGGAGGCAUAUUGAUGUAAUUUUGUACAUUUUCAAAGUUGUGUAGCUAUUUUGUUUUAUCGCCAUUGAUCUGACAUCUGUUAAUUUCUUCUAACUUGGAUAUAAAGCGUAUGUGAUUAAAACAUAACAUUUUCA
This is a messenger RNA of Salvelinus sp. IW2-2015, 978 nucleotides long. RefSeq names its product microfibrillar-associated protein 1-like. The record is from RefSeq and is a predicted model, not a curated record. Gene Ontology annotation, cellular component: U2-type spliceosomal complex. Lineage: Eukaryota; Metazoa; Chordata; Actinopteri; Salmoniformes; Salmonidae. Gene Ontology annotation, molecular function: RNA binding. Gene Ontology annotation, biological process: mRNA splicing, via spliceosome.